Molecule: messenger RNA, 2337 nt
Organism: Penicillium psychrosexuale
Lineage: Eukaryota; Fungi; Ascomycota; Eurotiomycetes; Eurotiales; Aspergillaceae
Gene: hrdA
Product: E3 ubiquitin-protein ligase HRD1
Exons: 3
Coding region: 1-2337 (778 amino acids)
Cellular component (GO): cytoplasm
Molecular function (GO): zinc ion binding
Source: RefSeq, a predicted model, not a curated record
AUGAGACUGGCCGCUUAUGCUGGGGCCUCAGUGGUCCUAGCCGCUGGUGUGUUUCUAAAAGCUCUUCAUCAGAGGUCCAAUUUCUAUUCGGCAUGCGUCUAUCUCUCUCAGAGUAGUGCGAAUCUUAUGAUCCUCACGAAUUUAUGCCUUCUCGUCACCGGCUUUAUCCUAUUCUGGCUUCAGCGACUUCUUUACGGACGCUUGCGACCAAUCGAGACCGAACAACUAUACGAGCGGGCCUGGUUCGCCGUCACAGAGACAUGUCUGGCUAUGACCAUCUUCCGAGGCGAACUUGGAGGCUGGUUUCUGGUCAUGUUCAUUUCGCUGCUGGUCGGCAAGGUCUGGGGAUGGAUUGGCGAAGGCCGCGUUGAGUUCCUAGAGCAACAGCCGCCGGCUAAUCCCCGGUUGUUCCACACUCGACUGGCGCUAUCUCUCGUGCUGACGGUGUCGUUCAACUUCUUCAUGUUACGGUACUGUGUGCACACUGUAAUUACGCAGGCACGGCCGGAUAUGAUGGUGAUGUUUGGAUUCGAAUUCGCCAUCUUGCUGAUCCUCUCGACCUCCACCCUCCUGCGAUACGUUAUCGCGUUGACCGAAAUCUCCAUAACCCGCCAGCAAAUAAAGGCCAAGAUCCAGGAACGUCGGGAUGAGAUCCGUGUUGCGCGUGUCGAAGCGAUUCGAGAACAUGCUCGCGCGGGAGCUACCUCCCCUCCUGACAAUCUGCCCGACGAAAACGAUGUCAAUGAGUUGGAGAUCGACGUGCCCGGGUGGGAGGAGAAGGGUCGUUGGAUCUUCUACCUAGAUCUUUUGACCGAUUUGUUGAAACUCCUGAUUUAUUUGAGCUUCUUUGGUAUCCUGCUCACUUUCUACGGCCUCCCCAUCCACAUUCUGCGGGACGUUGUUGUGACCAUCCGCUCAUUUGCGCGUCGCAUUAUGGACUUCAUGUGUUACAGAAACGCGACAAGGGAUAUGCAUCAGAGGUAUCCGGAUGCAACAGCAGAGGAAAUCUCCCGGGAAGAUGUCUGUAUCAUCUGCCGUGAGGAAAUGAUUCCGGCGCAACCGGCGGCUGAUGCGGCUGGAGAGCCUGCACCACAACGUGUUCCUGACCGUCUACGUCCAAAGAAGCUCCCAUGUGGCCAUAUCCUGCACUUUUCGUGCCUCCGAAGCUGGCUUGAGAGGCAACAAAACUGCCCGACAUGCCGACGUCCUGUUAUAAUGCCACAGCGAACUCAGGGAGCUGCCGGGGUUGCAGACAACAACGCGCGCGGAGGUCAGAAUGGUGGUAUUCGGCCAGGCCAACAAGGUGCGGAUGCACAACCACGUGCUCGGGUCUAUCAGUUUGGACCCUUCCGCAUCGGCUUUGGAGCUGUGCGUGGAGAUUUAUUCAACAAUCUUCACCAAGGUAACGCGCCGCGGGCAAACCCCCCUGCGAAUGCCCCCGGAGGACAAAUUGGGUUUGGAUUUGGAUUCGGGCGCCGUCCCCAAGCCCCCACCCCCGCCCCACAAGCUGCGGCUGGGGCAUCUAUCGCUGCUGAAAUCAAUGAUCAGUUGCUGCACAUCGAGCACCGGCUGAACCAAGAGAUUGCCACCCUUCGAGCUGCUACAGAGCAUCUAAAUCACGUGCGCCAGCUUCGGGGGGAACUAGAGCGGUUGCUUGCUCAAGCAAGGGCUGUUAACCGACCAGCUGCCGGUCAACCUGGAGCCGGCCAACCGGCUCCACCUCCAAACAUACCCCCAGCAUCUUCUUUAUUCACAACGAGCCACCAGUAUGGCGCAAACCCGGGCACUGAUGUUCUAAACUCUGGAGACCCUCGUCUACCGGAAGGGCUCACUCUUCCCCCUGGUUGGACCCUCCUUCCUCUCCAGCGUAUGGAUAAUAGUGCCGGCGGUGUGGAACAAACAGUACAACCUACUCCUACCACUACAGUGACAUCCCCAGCUGCUCCAGCCGUGGCUACCGCUGUAACCUCUCAAGUCUCUACAUUCCCCGUUCCUGCUCAGGACCAAACGAGUAGGAGCGUCGGGUUAAAUGCGCACGGCACCGUCAAUGCUGAAACCCAUCCCGUAAAUGGGGCCCCUAGUCCACCGGUAUUGCAACCAAGACCCACCGUGCCCUCGGUGGAACAUCGUGCAGAAUCCCCGUCUCAAGAAUGGACCGACGUUGCUCCUAGAGGGUCCUUUGACGCCAGGCCAGCUUCCUCUAUUCCUACUACAUGGGGUACCAAUGAGGAAUCUGCAAGUAGUGCUUCUGGUCAAGCCGAGACUCAACCCGAAUCCACAUCCAACGGCAAGCGCCGGACCGCAUCAGUUGAGGAAACUCCCGAUGAAGAAGCUUGA